AUGAGUCAAAGUACAUCAAGAAAUGAUCAUUUGCCGCGCCUGGAGUUGCCUCGAUUCAGCGGGGCGGUUACAGAAUGGAUCGCGUUCAAAACGCGAUUUGAAGGACGCAUUGUCUCCCUCGUUGAGGAUGCGGAAAGAUAUGCGUUUCUGAAUAAAUGUAUGGAGCGGUUCGAGCCCGCUCGUAACAUGUGUGAAGCGCUCGAAAACUCUGGCGUUUCUUUCGCGGAGGCAUGGCAAAAGCUAGAAGAACGCUUCUACAAGAAGAGGAUUGCAUUCGAGGGACACAUCCUCAAAACGCUAAAAAUCAAGAAAGGGCAAAAACCCUCGUCAAAAGGGAUUCUCUCCCUAAUAGACACGAUCGAUACUAUGAUCACAACAACAAGACAAAAAUAG
Molecule: messenger RNA, 393 nt
Organism: Toxorhynchites rutilus septentrionalis
Lineage: Eukaryota; Metazoa; Arthropoda; Insecta; Diptera; Culicidae
Exons: 1
Coding region: 1-393 (130 amino acids)
Source: RefSeq, a predicted model, not a curated record